Messenger RNA from Brachypodium distachyon (stiff brome), 2282 nucleotides. Its product is annotated as chitin elicitor receptor kinase 1. The record is from RefSeq and is a predicted model, not a curated record. Lineage: Eukaryota; Viridiplantae; Streptophyta; Magnoliopsida; Poales; Poaceae. Bases 93 to 1982 code for a protein of 629 amino acids. Gene Ontology annotation, biological process: protein phosphorylation; innate immune response. Gene Ontology annotation, molecular function: transmembrane receptor protein kinase activity; ATP binding. The transcript is spliced from 11 exons.
CCCUUCUCCAUGAUUCCAUCCCCUUCUCCCCCUCUUGAAUGAUUCCAAGCUCAAGCUCCCGCCCCUAGGGUUCCGCGCCGGCGCCGCCGCCGAUGGAACCUCCUCUCCUCCUCCUCCCCCUCCCGCUAGUGCUGCUGCUUCUUCUCGUGGGCGCGCGCGCGGCGGCGGCGGCGGGGGACGGCUGCAGCGUGGGCUCCGGCUGCGACCUCGCACUCGGCUCCUACCUCAUCUCGCAGAACGAGAACGUGACCUACAUCGCGGAGACGCUCUUCGGCAUCUCCAACUACCGCCUCCUCAUCCCCUACAACCCGGGGAGCCGCAACCUGGACUUCAUCCCGGCGGGGGGCCGCGUCAACGUCACCUUCUCCUGCCGCUGCCAGUCGCUCCCGUCCUCCCCGUCCUCCACCUUCCUCGCCAGCUCCGUCCCCUACCGCGUCUCCACGGGCGACACCUACCUCGGCAUCGCAAACCACUACAACAACCUCACCACGGAGGCCUGGCUGCAGGCCACCAACGCGUACCCGGCCAACAACAUCCCCGACUCCGGCACCGUCAACGUCAACGUCAACUGCUCCUGCGGCGACCCCGACGUGUCCAAGGAAUACGGACUGUUCUUGACGUAUCCGCUCGGGCCCAACGAGACGCUCGCCUCCGUCGCGCCCAAGUAUGACUUCGCGUCGCCCGACAAGAUUGCCCUGCUCAGGAAGUAUAAUCCCGGGAUGGACGCCGUCACGGGGCGCGGCCUCGUGUAUAUCCCCGUCCCAGAUCCCAAUGGAAGUUACCGCCCUCUAAAGUCAUCAGGAAAUGGAACUUCCACUGGAGCAAUAGCAGGAGGUGUUGUGGCUGGUGUAGUUGCACUAGUUGUCGGUGUCUUGUUUUUCUUGUUUUAUAGACGAAGAAAGGCAAAACAGGCCGCCCUGCUUGCAUCAUCUGAAGAUUCUCUUCGACUAGGCAGUGCAGUAUCCAUGGAAAAAGUGACACCAUCAACCACUCAAACUGAUGGCACUUCAUCAGCUGCUGGCAUUACAGUUGACAAAUCAGUGGAGUUCUCGUAUGAGGAACUUUUUAAUGCUACAGAGGGCUUUAACAUCAUUCAUAAAAUUGGGCAAGGUGGAUUCGGCGCUGUCUAUUAUGCUGAGCUUAGAGGCGAGAAAGCGGCCAUAAAAAAAAUGGAUAUGCAGGCUACUCAUGAGUUCCUUGCUGAGUUGAAGGUUUUGACUCAUGUUCAUCAUCUGAAUCUGGUCCGCUUGAUUGGUUAUUGCACAGAGAGUUCUUUGUUCCUUGUAUAUGAAUUUAUCGAGAAUGGCAACUUAAGCCAGCAUUUGCGUGGAACUGGUUAUGAGCCUCUGUCUUGGGCAGAAAGGGUUCAAAUAGCACUGGAUUCAGCAAGAGGUCUUGAGUACAUUCAUGAGCAUACUGUUCCAGUGUACAUACAUAGGGACAUCAAAUCUGCAAACAUAUUGAUAGACAAGAAUUCACGCGCAAAGGUUGCAGAUUUUGGUUUGACAAAGCUUACAGAAGUUGGUGGUGCGUCGUUGCAAACACGUGUUGUUGGUACAUUCGGUUACAUGCCACCAGAAUACGCUCGAUACGGUGAUGUUUCUCCCAAGGUUGAUGUCUAUGCCUUUGGUGUUGUGCUGUAUGAACUAAUUUCAGCCAAAGAUGCCAUUGUCAGAUCAACUGAAUCUAGUAGCGAUUCAAAGGGGUUGGUUUAUCUGUUUGAGGAGGCUCUCGCGGCACCAGACCCAAAGGAAGGCCUCCGGAAGCUGAUCGAUCCGAAACUAGGAGACGAGUAUCCCAUCGACGCCAUUCUCAAGAUGACGCACCUGGCGAACGCGUGCACGCAGGAGGACCCGAAGCUGCGGCCGACGAUGCGGUCCGUGGUGGUGGCGCUCAUGACGCUGUCUUCCACCAGCGAGUUCUGGGACAUGAACUCCCUCUACGAGAACCCCGGCCUGGCCAGCCUCAUGGCCGGGAGAUGAUCAUCCUGCAAGAUACUUGCCGCCUGGCUGGCAAUUGUACAUCAUCGAUCGAAUCCAUUUUUUCCACUUCUUUCCUUCCCUACCAUCUCAUCUGCCUCUCGCUUCUCGGCACUAGUAUGCGAAUUCCUGCGCAGCGAGUUAUAUAUAUGUGUAACCGUAAUGUUGUUUUUUCCUUUGUAGCGGAAAUAGGCUCUCCGCUUAUGUAGAUAGAUAGAUGUAUCAUGUAUACAAUUCAGCUCUGUCACGCACACUUUGACAAAGGAUGCGUCGAUUCUUCAAUUUAUGUCUCUCAUGUGAAAA